GAGUGAUGUGUACACGUGGAACCAAAUAGUCAAAUUUGGGGAGCGAGUGGAUGCUCUAAGUUUUUAUUGUCGGUAGAGUUCUCUUCAUUAAGCUUUAACCAAACACAACCCCAAAGUGUUCCAUCGUCACACUCACUCCCUCACCGUCGCCGUCGCCGUCGCCGUCGCCGUCGCACGAUUAUCCCUCAUCAGUCACCACUGCCUCUCCACGUCGUAUCGCCGGACGUUUCUCCCUUCAAAAUCAAUCACCAUACCUAACAGUUACUCUGUUUUCACCUUCCCAAUCUCAAACCAAUUUCACAAGUUUAGCUUUUUUUUGUUUUUGUUCUCGGAAGACGGACGGUGAAGGCUGCGGCAGCGAUAUCGGCGUCAAUCAUCAUCAUCAUCAUCAUCAAGUUUAGCUUUCAAUGAAACGAGGGUACCGAAAAUCUCCUUCAUCUUCACUCGGUCCACCUCAAUCUAAACCUAGACAUAAUUCUGAAGGUGAUGGAAAUUUCCUGGAGGAUGAAACCACAAAGAAUUUUGCUCGGAAAGUAGCUGAUCAUUACAGUGCUAGAUCGAACCAGACUCUCGAAGAACGAGAGGCUAGUCCGAUAAUUCAUUUGAAGAAACUUAAUAAUUGGAUUAAGAGCGUCUUAAUUCAGCUUUAUGCUCGCCGAGGAGAUGCAGUACUUGACCUUGCCUGUGGCAAGGGCGGUGAUCUUAUCAAAUGGGACAAGGCCAAAAUUGGUUAUUAUGUUGGUAUUGACAUUGCUGAAGGAUCAAUCAAAGAUUGCCGUACCCGUUACAAUGGUGAUGCUGAUCAUCAUCAACGGCGUAAAAAGUUUUCAUUUCCUGCUCGCCUCUUAUGUGGAGAUUGUUACGAGGUUCGCUUGGACAAAGUUCUUGCGGAUGAUGCUCCUUUUGAUAUUUGUAGUUGUCAGUUUGCAUUGCAUUACUCCUGGUCUACAGAGGCACGUGCUCGGCGAGCAUUGGCUAAUGUGUCGGCUUUACUUCGUCCAGGAGGCAUUUUUAUUGGAACUAUGCCAGAUGCCAAUGUGAUUAUCAAGAAGCUUAGAGAAGCUGAAGGGUUGACUUUUGGUAACAGUGUCUACUGGAUUCGGUUUGACGAAGAAUAUUCUGAUAAGAAAUUCAAAGCUUCCGACCCCUUUGGAAUAAAGUACACGUUCCAUUUAGAGGAUGCUGUUGAUUGUCCUGAAUGGAUUGUACCCUUUCAUGUAUUCAAGUCAUUAGCGGAAGAGUAUGAUUUUGAGCUUGUUUUUGCAAAAAACUCGCAUGAAUUUGUCCAUGAGUAUAUGAAACGACCGGAAUAUGUGGAACUCAUGCGAAGACUCGGUGCAUUGGGGGAUGGCAACCAAGAUCAGGGUACACUAUCAGCUGAUGAAUGGGAUGCAGCAUAUAUGUACAUGUCAUUUGUAUUGAGAAAGCGAGGUCAACCUGACAAAAACCAAGCGAAUGGCAGAAAAGAUCGAGGAUUGAUGCAUAUAACAGAGGAUGACAUAACAUUUGUUAAUGGCAACAACUAUUGACAAUUAACAUGAACAAAUAAACCAGUGACUUGGUUUUCAAGAAAGCAUAGUGAACCGCAUAAGGGCAUGUAACAAUCUGCAUUGCCAUGCGCGCCUGUACCAUUCAUCUCACAUUCUUCAGUUCUAGCAAAUUUUUGUUGAAAUUUGUCAGUUGGCAAUAAAUUAUUAAAGAAACUUUUCUUCCCUAGGAUUUGUUGUACUAAACUUAGCAGUGUAAUUUACAAACUAAUACUAAAGGCAUGUCUGCUUUGAGAAGAGACUAUAUAGUUUCUAUAUUUUACUAUCAAUUAUAAAAUUGUACAGUAGUUUGUUUGCACUUUAUUUCAAACUUUUGAAAACUAUGGAGUAAAGUGAAAAAAACAAAGGGAUAUAAUUUCAUAAUUAUGAGUAAAAGUGAAAUUUUAUCCUCAAAUCGAAUAAGUCUCUAAUUUUUUUUCUCUCUUCACAGCAAGCAGUGAUGAUUAGUAAUAAACACUGACUGAAUGAUGGAUCCAUUGUCACCAGUUUUGUGUUUUAGCUGUUGUAUGUUCAAAUUAGAUUGGAUAAAACUAAUGUGACACCUUAUAUCUUUAUCUUUAUA
Trifolium pratense (red clover) is the source of this 2109-nucleotide messenger RNA. Its product is annotated as mRNA cap guanine-N7 methyltransferase 1. Gene Ontology annotation, molecular function: mRNA 5'-cap (guanine-N7-)-methyltransferase activity. The record is from RefSeq and is a predicted model, not a curated record. The transcript is spliced from 13 exons. NCBI's taxonomy places the organism in Eukaryota, Viridiplantae, Streptophyta, Magnoliopsida, Fabales, Fabaceae. Gene Ontology annotation, cellular component: nucleus. Gene Ontology annotation, biological process: 7-methylguanosine mRNA capping. Bases 408 to 1529 code for a protein of 373 amino acids.